AGUUGCAAGCAGCGAUGGAAUGAAUUACAUGUGGGACAACAGGGACAUCAGACUUCACGGAAACAUGUUAUGGACAAUAUUCUUACUGCUUAAUGGACUUCUUAUACUAAUUCUCCUUUACUCCAGUCGCACAAGACAGAGAAAUGAGCCACCACUGGACAAAGGCUUCAUCCCAUGGUUGGGGCACGCACUCGAGUUUGGAAAAGACGCUGCAAAGUUUUUGGCCCGGAUGAAAGGAAAGCACGGGGACAUCUUCACAGUCCGUGUUGCUGGUGUUUAUGUGACAGUGCUGUUGGACCCAAACUCUUUUGAUGAGGUGGUAAACGACACAGAGUGUCUGGAAUUCACCCGCAGCAGGAACCAGCUCCUGAAAAGAAUCUUCAUUCUUGAGCUGCCGAGCAUCAAGCCUGCAGCAGAGAGGGAAUGGAUGGAACAGCAUUUUCAAGGUCUCCGUCUGUCUGAGCUCAGCACUUCCAUGAACAGUCACCUUCAAAGUCUGCUGCUGAGUGACCAGAGAGACUGUGGCCCCUCAGAGUGGAGACAGGAUGGCCUCUUUAGCUUAUGUUACAGUCUGCUCUUCAGGGCUGGAUAUCUUACAAUGUUUGGGAGGAGAGGUAAUGCAGCUGCAGUCUACAAAGAGUUCUACAACUUUGACCAUCUCCUCUCCAAAAUUGCUCGCUGCCAACUCAACCGAGGGGAAAAGAAAACAGCCGUCACAUCCCGGGAGCGACUGUGGGAGCUGCUGUCCCCAAGCUGGCUGAGCGGCGAGGCAGAGACGUGUUCGUGGCAGCAGAGCUACCAAAACUUCCUGCAGGAGCAAGGAGUAGAUGCAGAAAUGCAGAAAAGAGCUCUACUGUUGCAGCUGUGGACCACACAGUGUAAUGCUGGACCUGCUGCCUUUUGGCUCCUUGGCUUCCUGCUCACACACCCUAAGGCCAUGGAGGCUGUGAAAUCAGAGGUCAGACGUCUUACUUCCCAGGAUUCUUACCCACAGCAUCCUACCAUCAACCUGCUGGAAGCACACAGCACACCUGUGCUUGACAGCGUUCUGAGCGAGACCCUCCGCCUCACGGCUGCGGUGAUGAUCAACAGAGAGGUGACGCAGGAUAAGAGGCUGCGCAUGGCCAACGGACAGGAGUACCACCUCAGACAGGGGGACAAAGUGUGUCUGUUCCCCUUCCUCAGCCCUCAAAUGGACCCAGAGAUACAUCAAGACCCACAGAUCUUCAAGUACGAUCGCUUCUUAAAUGAAGAUAAUACAGUGAAGGAUACAUUCUACAAGGAGGAGACCAGACUGAAGUACUACAGCAUGCCUUGGGGUGCAGGGAGAAACACCUGCAUUGGGAAGGAGUUUGCUGUUACAACCAUUAAACAAUUUGUGCUAUUGCUCUUGACCCUUCUUGACAUGGAGAUGUGUGACCCGGGGGACAAACUGCCACCCGUAAAUCCAAGUCGCUACGGCUUUGGAAUGCUGCAGCCGGACGGAGAUCUGCAGGUUCGAUACCGACUGAAGGAUACGCUGUAUGAAUUAUGACUUGAUCAUUGGUCAAGUGUACAAAUUGGUAAACCUUUUUGUCAGCACUGUAGCACUAUUUAUUCUAUGCAAUGUUCCUCCUGUAUAUAUCAUAUUUAACUUUGCUGUGUGUAAGAAGUGUUUUUAAUUAAAAAAAUAUACAAUUUAA
This is a messenger RNA of Paralichthys olivaceus (Japanese flounder), 1682 nucleotides long. It is a transcript of the gene ptgis, whose product is annotated as prostaglandin I2 (prostacyclin) synthase. Lineage: Eukaryota; Metazoa; Chordata; Actinopteri; Pleuronectiformes; Paralichthyidae. The record is from RefSeq and is a predicted model, not a curated record. Gene Ontology annotation, molecular function: oxidoreductase activity, acting on paired donors, with incorporation or reduction of molecular oxygen; heme binding; iron ion binding. Gene Ontology annotation, biological process: prostaglandin biosynthetic process.